Molecule: messenger RNA, 1860 nt
Organism: Tetrahymena thermophila SB210
Lineage: Eukaryota; Ciliophora; Oligohymenophorea; Hymenostomatida; Tetrahymenidae
Exons: 2
Source: RefSeq, a predicted model, not a curated record
AUGGCAAGCCUCAUACACUCCCGAAAAAAGAUAUUAUCUAAUUUUUAACUUAAAGAAUGCCAGACAAAAUUCAAAAAACCUGAUUCAGAUACUAUUGUGUCUUUUUUCCCUCUUACUUCUGUAUAAAUAGAUGGUAAAGGGAUAAUCUCUGAUAGAAAUGUAAAGUAAAAGGAUUUAUAUGGUAAAAGAGAUUUAUCUAAUGCAAAUGAAAAGCAAAUUUUUGAUAAGAAGAAUUCAUUUUCUGAAAGAAGAAGUUAUUUUGAUGAAACAAACUAAUCGACUGCUUAACAAUCAGAUUUAAUUCUUAAAAAAUCAAUUAGCUAAUUAAAUAUAAGUAAAAUAUAGAGAACUUAAGAAGACAGCUUUUUAUCUCCUGCUUAGUUAAAUGAGCAAUUCAGCUAUCCAAGCCCUAUUUAAGAUGGUAGUAGCAGGAAAAAUGUUAUGAAAGAUAGAGUAAUAGAAAGUAUUUCUAUUGAAGAUUAAUAUGAAGAUAUCCAAAAUUUAUCAGCAAUUCAUUCUCCAAUCAAAGAAUAAAGUGAGUUGUAAACAAACAAAAAAGUUCUACCUAAAAUAUUAAACUACUAAGACCUUUUACAACUAAAAUAAUUUGCAAGAAAAGACAACUCUUCAUUUUAUGGCUAAGACACACACUAAACAAGUAUUAGCAAAAUCAGUCAACUUUCUGGUAAAGACUCAUUGCCAAUCUUAAACAAAAAAAUAAACGAAAAUUUAAAACAGACAUUACCUAAAUAAGAGAAAUUUUUAAUAAUUGAAGAAUCAACAGAUAAUUUAGAUUAACUAAAAAGUUAUAUGUUAAAACAAUAAGUAAAGAAUAAUGCUAAUAUAUUACCCCUUAUAUCUUAAAACUAAUAUUAUACUAAUUAAGAGCUAGUAUUAAUGAAGAAUGAAAAAGACCCAAAAAAUGAAAAUUAAAAAAAAAAGAAUAAAAGAGUAUAAAAAUAAAUGAAAUAAAUAACUAAUCCUAAUGAUUUUCUCAUUGAUUAGUAUUUAUUAAAGUUAAACCAACAUAAUUAAUAAAAAGAAUAAUAAUCAAAAGAUGUUAACAGUUUUUUUAAAAGUAUUGAAAACAAUAAAAGAAAAGAGGAGGAUGAAAAAGUUAAAAAGUUACUUCUCUCAAAGCCUAAAAUUGUUAAUCAAAUAAGCAUCUACUAAACUUAUAAUGAAUUGGAAGAUGCAGACAAAGAAAAAGUAAAGAAAAUGCUUCAAGGAAUUUAAGAAAUAAUAAAAUUUAUAUAGAAGCUUAACAACUCUGGCUAGGAUAGAAACUACAAUUUAAAAAUAUUUAAAAAGCUUAUCCUUUAAAAAAAGAGCUUGAGUUAAAUUUUUUUAAAUGAAACAGAAAACGAUUUUACUAAUCCUUUAAAUCUAGAAUCAAUAGAAAAUAAGAUAAUAGUAAAGGAGUCAUAAGUGAUGAAUAAUUAAGUAACAAUUGAAAGUAAGUAUAAUUUAACGUUGCUAAGAGAUAUUUAAGACCUAAUCAUGAGAUUUUAGUAGUAUUUUAUGGAGUAAAAAAUAUUAACUAUUGAUUUAAUUGAAGAAAAUAUUAUAAAAGAACAAAAAAUAGUUUUAAAUAAAGCAUAAAAAUUAGAAAUGUAAAACAGGUUAGAGCCUAGUUUUUUUGCUUACAAUUGUAUCAAGUAGCUAUCAAGUGAAAGUAUUGCUAUGCUUUAAAAAAACAAUAUUACGAAUUCUAUCUAAGAAGCCAUUAAAGGAGAUCACUCAAUCUCUAAAUUAUUCAAAGAUGAAAAUAUCCAUAUGUACAAUAAUAUUUCUAGAAAUAUUACAUAACUUCACAGAAAAUUGUUAGAGUCACGCAGAAAUAUAUUUUUCUUUAAAUGA